AUGAAGAUCUCCGCCAUAGCUCUGUUGGCUUCUGUAGCCACCCUUCUCCCUGCUGUUGAAGGAUGGGGGGAGUGGGCAUCUUUCCACGGCCUCGACCGCCAAACUUUUCACAACAAAGUCGAUGCCUACAAUGACCGCGACUGGGUUGUCACCUAUAUGUCCGCUUUCACCAACUCUCACGGCAACAUUUCAUAUAAUUUGAUCAUGGAGAAUCCCGAAAAGAGUCCAUCAUGGCAUACAUACUAUGAACAAACGGCCGAUGAUUAUAGGGGGAUAGUCAAGUACAGAAGAGAUCUGGGGUUCCGGCUUAUCCAGACUGAUGCCCAUACCGGUACCACCAUAAACAGCUUUUUAAUGCUCUGGAACGCCAACAACAGGGAUAUCCCAUGGGCGGAUCAUAUCAAUCAAUCCAGCGAUGAGUUCACCACAGCAUUAAAAGACUACACUAGAAAUGGCUACAGACUCAAAAGUUUGAGCGGGUAUGGCUUCGGUGAUCGGCUGCAGCAAUUUGCUAGCGUGUGGGAGAAGGCGUCCGGAGCUCCCCAGAGAGUGUACAUUGGCUUGACAGCCGCCGAGUACAAGACCAAAUUCGACCAGGCGAGAAAAGACGGAUACUACCCAGUGAAAAUCAGCCCAUACAAUUUCGGCAAGGAGGUCCGGUUUGCUGGAAUUUUUGAGCACAUGGAUAACAAUGCUGUUAAGCCGGAGUGUCAAUGGGGAUUGACUUCAGACGAAUACGUGAAGGUAUUUAACAAUUGGAGGAAGAAGGGAUACAAGCCGACUGUGGUUAACGGGUAUCGUGAUGGAGGAGAAAAGUAUGCUGCUAUCUUCAACAAGGUCACUAAUGCCAAAGUGUAG
Trichophyton rubrum CBS 118892 is the source of this 858-nucleotide messenger RNA. RefSeq lists its product as uncharacterized. The record is from RefSeq and is a predicted model, not a curated record. The transcript has a single exon. The coding region runs from base 1 to 858 and encodes 285 amino acids. Lineage: Eukaryota; Fungi; Ascomycota; Eurotiomycetes; Onygenales; Arthrodermataceae.